Molecule: messenger RNA, 873 nt
Organism: Aspergillus caelatus
Lineage: Eukaryota; Fungi; Ascomycota; Eurotiomycetes; Eurotiales; Aspergillaceae
Product: RTA1 domain-containing protein
Exons: 3
Coding region: 1-873 (290 amino acids)
Cellular component (GO): fungal-type vacuole; plasma membrane
Source: RefSeq, a predicted model, not a curated record
AUGGCCGAUUCUCAAAGCGAUCUGACAGGUGGCUGCCAUCCCCUGAUAGAUGGAUACAACACGCCGUAUGGCUAUCUACCUACCUUCGCUCCAGGUGCAGCAUUCUGCGUAUUGUUCGGCCUCUCAGCAGGCAUUCACAUGGUACAGGCAAUAUGGAAACGAACUUGGUGGACAUUGCUCUUGACAGUGGGCUGCAUCACUGAGGUUUUCGGAUGGGCUGCUCGUAUCUGGUCAACUCAAUGCCCCUACAACUUGAAUGCAUUUCUGAUGCAAUUCUCAACUCUCAUCAUCGCUCCCACAUUCUUUAGCGCUGCGAUUUAUAUUUUCCUCGGAUGUUUCGUGCGCAUCGUGGGACGGGCCUCCUCAUAUCUUGGCCCCAAAUCCUAUCUAUGGACAUUUGGUAUCUGCGACAUUAUUUCCAUCGUCAUCCAAGGGGUAGGUGGUGGUAUCGCCUCCGCGGAUUCAAAAAAAAUCGAUGGUAAUCUCGACAAUGGAACUCAUAUUAUGCUAGCGGGGGUAGUCUUCCAGUUGUUCUCCAUGGCAAUCUUCAUGAUAUGCGCAUGCGAUGUCUUCUAUCGGGUUUAUUGCCACGACUUACCCGUGCCUAGCGGAUCAGCCAACCUCUGGCUCGGAGUGUUGGUAUCCACUACAACUUGCAUAUUUAUUCGGUGUAUUUAUCGCACAGUGGAGCUGGGCCAGGGGCCAGGAGGAUAUCUUCUCCUACACGAGAGCUAUCUGAUCUCCUUUGAUGCAGUAAUGAUGGUUCUUCUGGUGGCCAUCUUCGCCAUCUUCCAUCCGGGCUGGCUCGUAUCGAAAAAGGAAUUUAUACCGCUCGGUGAGGUUCAGCUAUUGGAUAGGGAAAGCAGGUCGUGA